Molecule: messenger RNA, 1742 nt
Organism: Hirundo rustica (Barn swallow)
Lineage: Eukaryota; Metazoa; Chordata; Aves; Passeriformes; Hirundinidae
Gene: EPOP
Product: elongin BC and polycomb repressive complex 2 associated protein
Exons: 1
Coding region: 1-1716 (571 amino acids)
Source: RefSeq, a predicted model, not a curated record
AUGGAAACCUUAAACAUCAAGAGCCGCCGCUGCGACCUGGCCGAGCUGCGGACCCUCAAGGCCAUCAACUCCGUGCCCACCCGGGCCGUGAAGUGCUCGCUCAUCUCCAAGGCGGACCUGGAGGCUCUCUGCACCUCCUGCAAGAGCCUCGGCCCCCGCCGGAGGAAGAGGAGGAGGAGGAGGAGGAGGAAGAGCAGGAGAAGGGAGCAGCUGCUGCUGCAGGACCCCGGGGAGUUCUUCCCCUGCCCGCGGCCCCCGCUCUGCAGAAGCGGCGGCUGCUGCGGUUCCUCCGGCCGGGCCCUGCCUCCCGCCGGCCCGCAGCCCCCGCAGCCGGCUCGGGGCGGCUUUUUUGGGGCUGUCCCCGCCGCAUCUCCCCGAGCUCCGCAGCUGUCGCACCCCUCCGCCGGGGGAGGGCCGCGCUGGCCCCAGGGGCUGGCCCAGCACGGAGCGGGGCCGGCGGCCGCCAGGAAGAGCCGGUCCUGCGGCUCGGCCGCCUCCGAGCGCCAGGGAACCUCGGCCGGUUACUCCAGCGACUCGGAUUCCAGCCUGGACCUGGCCGCCUCCAGCCCCGCCACCUCCAGCGACUCCUCGGAGGAAGAGGAGGAGGAGGAGGAGGAAGAGGAGGAGGAGGAAGGGGACAGCUCGUGCAGCAGCGAGGAAGGCAGCUCCUCGGAGUCGGAGAGCAGCUCGCUGUGCAGCGGGGACUCGGUGCAGAGCACGCGGUACCGGCAGGCGGCCCUGCCCCGCUUCCAGCCCCCGCGGGAGCCGCUCGGGGAGGAGCGGCCGGCGGAGCCCCCCCCGGGCAAAGCGCCGCGCCCGGAGCCCCCCGAGCCGCUGCUCUUCCUCCCGCAGCACCUCUGGGCUCGCACCUUGAGAGCCUCAACUUUGGAAAGUUUGAGCUCGGCCGAGGCGCCGGGGGCUCAGCCGGGGCUGGACGAGGCCUCCCCUGCCUCCUCCUCCUCCUCCUCCUCCUCCUCCUCCUCCUCCUCCUCCUCGCCCCCUCCCUCCCCCAGCGGCACCCCCGGGGGGGCCCCGCCACAAAAGGAGCUCGGCUUCGGCGGCUCCGGAGGGAAGGAUUUGCACAAAGAUGCCUCCAACAAAAGCUCCGCCUCGGAGCGAGCCGGCACAACCUCUCCGGGCCCGGAGCCUUGCCCAGAACCCACCCCGGAGCUUCGCGGGAGCCGCGGCCCCGCUGCCCCCGGAGAGCCCCGGCCGGAACAUUUUGACCGCUUGAUCCGUCAAUCCAAGCUGUGGUGCUACGCCAAAGGUUUCAACCUGGACGGGAAAAGUUUGAGGAGCUGCGAAGGGAGCCCGGAACCUUGGAGGGGAGCGGAGCUGCGUUUCCAAGCCCGAGGAGCAGCGCGGAGCCGCCAGGAAGGCAACGCCAAACGCCGGCGCCUGUCCCGGGCGAGCGAGAGGCAGCGCGGCGGCUCCUCCAAAAGCGCUCCCAAAACCCCCCGGAGGAACCCCAGGAAAGGAAACGCCGCUCCCUGCAAACCUCGGAAUUCCUUCAGCCUGAUGGGUAACUUCCCCUGCACGCCCUCGCUGGUGGUGGGAGAGGACGGGGAUCUGCGCCCGGCUUCUUCCCUCGGGGGCAAAAACUCGUGGGCGCUGUCCAAGACUCACCCGCUGUGGCGUUGGCACCUGGGGGGCAGCGCCAUCCCCGUGCCCCCCAGCCUCAAAUUCCGCGGCUGCGGAAGCCUGGAGGGUCCCUGAGGAGCGCGGGAGAGGAGAGGAGAGGA